Talaromyces rugulosus is the source of this 4083-nucleotide messenger RNA. RefSeq lists its product as uncharacterized. Lineage: Eukaryota; Fungi; Ascomycota; Eurotiomycetes; Eurotiales; Trichocomaceae. The transcript is spliced from 5 exons. The coding region runs from base 1 to 4083 and encodes 1360 amino acids. The record is from RefSeq and is a predicted model, not a curated record.
AUGUCGACGGCCUCAAACCGAUCCAGUGGCGUCAAUCGUCGCCUAAACAGCCUGCAAAAUGAAGGAAAACACUCUCAUUCUCGCAGUCUGUCCAAUUCUUCUCGAAAGCGCCUGUUAAGUUCAACCGACGCCUAUUCCUAUGCACUUCGAGUUGCAUACUUGUCGCAUCUCCUCCAACCUCGAGCGCGGCGCACACAAAAGGCGCCAGGCCCCAACAGCCAUGUACGCCGGUCAUCGUCGUCGUUGCAGGAUCUCCUCGGAGACUUUGUUCGGCUCAGGGACUCGAAAAGCACAAGGUUUCCACAUGGAUUCAUAGCAGAGCUCGAAAAGAGACUUACGGGGAUCCUGGUCGGCACUGAAAGGCGAAAGGAAUACAAGGAUCCAUUGGUGAUACGAACGUUUGCUAUCUUCUUGAAUGCACUGAAAGAGCAGUCUUUCAAGAGGCGUAUGGAGCAAGAUCGCCGUGUUGAGGACCUGGUUUUGAUCUUUUUUUCCAAUGCAACCAAGGAACUAGGAAAAGGGAAAGACUCUAGUGACGACAGCUGGAGUCUGAUGGUUGAUCGACACGUUGCGCUUUUUGUCCGUCUUAUUACUCUUAUUUUGAAGGAACACGACUGGGCAAAGGACAGACCAGAACUAACUAGCAGGCUGGCGGUGCUGGAAAGCAAAUUGCUGGCCCAUGACCAGGAUCUUACCGAAUCUAAUGGACCGUCUAAAGCGACAAUCGAGACAAUUGCCCCUGUGAGCUACGACGUCAAAGACAUGCCACUUGUGCUAUUUGUCGCCAAAAUAUUCGGGAUUAGUUCGUUCCAAGCCCAAGAUGAUAUCAAUAGGAAUAAGACUACAUGGUCGGAAAAGGCUGCGCUUCAGGACCUGAAGAACUACCAGGCUCACUUGACCUUGAAGACCGGAAAAACUUUAUCCAGAGACGAUUUCCCCGACGAUGAAGCCUACGAAGCAUGGAAACGUGGUGAGGGGCCGGACCUUUCACAGAUGAUGCUGGCAAUUGUGCAAUCCAACCCCGAGCUUGCAAAGAGCACUCCAGGGAGCGCCCUGCCCCAGUUCAAUGCCUUGGCUCAGGAUGCUUCAGGGGAUGUUCCCGACCUGUCGUCACCGAAUUCAAAUAGGUCGAAUCGCAUUUCGUAUGUGAUUGAUCAACCUAUUGACCUAAGCUCAAUGUCCUUGGCGGAUGGGGCAGAGCCAGAUAGCAUCUACACUUUCAUUCCAUCCGAUCCGCGCUCUCUCUAUCGAGCUAUCCUCUCCCGGGCCCUCAUAUAUGAUAUCCAGGACCAGAAGCUAGAAGCCACAGAGGCGACGGCUGAAGUUCCAUCCAUGAAGUUGCUGUCUAAACAAUCCACCGAACUUCUAAAUGAAAUAUGCUUGCGUUGGCGGGUUCCAGCUUCUUCUCGAGUAGUUUUAUUUCUGGAUGUCAUCCGCGAGAAGUUUAUGGAUCAGAAAAUCGACAUCGAAACGGUAGAUUCCGCAUUUACCUUUGUCAAGGAAGCGCCCUUGCAGGAUGGCAAGAAACGAGGCGGCUUUGUGGCGUCUGUGGUCUUUGAGAGAGAACGGUGGAUUACGCCUGAUACUGUCUUGAUGCGUGAACUUUUGUGGGCACUACGAGAAGCACUCUUGCGCGAGCUGUAUGAUGUGAUGAUGCAUUGCUAUGACCCAGAACCUCGUCCGAUCGGUCCAGUCAUGUAUGUCUUGGAUCAUCACGUCCGAUCUGAUCCUCAUUUUGAAGAAACGCCGCACAAGUUUGACGCAUUCGCGAAGCAUGUCCAAGAAGGUCUUCUCGAAAAGGCCAAGACAUGCUAUCAACGACUUCUGGAUGAAUCCAUACCGGCGGAUCAAUCGGAAUGGGAGGCAUACCACGUUACUCAGCUAGGGGAAUCGAUUAUGAAGCUGGGGAAAAAGAUCCAGAAACGAUACAGGAAGAAUCCUGUAAUUAUGGGGGUCAGUCCAUUGGACAUAUUGCUAGGAUGUGUGCUGCCGAUGUUUGCACAUGAUGCACAGGAUAUUGUCAUCAGACUCAUGCAACGAGCAAAAGACCAAAACGUAGAAAUUCCCAUUGAGGAUGGCUUUGAUCUCUACAAGGCGUUUUCUUCGAUCAGACGCCUGCAUUCGGACGCACUCCCUGAGACACGUUUCCCCGUUCCUGUUGAGGAUUUGCUCUCUGGCUUUGUCUGGCAGUGGAUCUAUCAAGCCGAAGGAAAAAUCAUGGAUUGGGUUGAGCAAGCCAGUAAACAAGACACAUAUGCGGUCAGGAGUGAUGAGUCAAACACGCUUUCAGAUGACGAACUACGGCACAGUGUCUCUGCAGUUGACAUAUUUCGCUCAUUCAACCAGGUUGUCGAGGAGCUUGUGAAUCUGGGGUGGGAUGACGAUUUCCAAUACGCCAAGUUUAUGACUGCGUUAUCCAAGUCUAUUGGACGCGGAAUCGCCAAGUACUGUGAAUUGCUCGAACAAGCAUUCAUCAAGGAGAUGGACCGACUAUCGCCAGACCAAGAGGCUACCGUUGUACAAAGCAGACAAGAGAGGUUUAUGCAAAUGGCCAAGGAAGCAUGGAACUCCAAGGAAAAAAUUGAGCCGUUUCAAUUCUUGCCAGAGUCUCUUGUCAAAUUGAACAACAUCAACUACGCGGUUGGUCAGCUUGAGAAGCUGGAAAAGGAGAUCAACGUGGAUGCGUGCGCGGACGUGAUUGCAAAACACAGCCCUCCCCUAGCUCAGCAAAAGGUUCGCAAGGCGACGACCUAUGUCUUUACCGUCAAAAUUGUUGAAGGAGAGGAUUUGAAGGCGUGCGACAUUGACGGGUGGAGUGACCCAUACGUCGUUCUGACGGAUGAGUACCAGAAGCGUAUAGCCAAGACUCACAUUGUGUACCGCAAUCUAAAUCCUCGGUGGGAUAAUUCGGUCGACAUCACCACUAGAGGGCCACUGAAUAUUAUUGCCACAGUGUGGGACUGGGAUGCAGUUGGCGACCAUGACUACGUGGGACGGACGUCGCUCAAGCUGGAUCCGGCCCACUUUAGUGAUUUUCUUCCGCGUGAGUUCUGGCUGGAUCUGGAUACGCAAGGGCGUGUUCUGCUUCGAGUCAGUAUGGAAGGUGAACGAGACGACAUUCAGUUCUACUUUGGAAAGUGUUUCCGAACGUUGAAGCGGACGGAGAAGGAGAUGACUCGGAAGAUUACCGAAAAGCUUUCGGCUUAUAUCAGCCACUCUCUUUCGCGAAGGGCGCUGAAAGCAAUGCUGAACCGUGGUCUUACGAGCUUUUCCAACUUCCUCAGUCGCAAUCGGUCUGCAAACACAUCGAUGAUGCCAACACAAGAGGAGAUUGAACUAGCCCUCGAUCCUCUCUUUACGUACUUUAACGACAACUUUGCCAUAAUGGACAAGACACUGACAUCGGAGGCGAUGAAGAUGGUCAUGGCUCGGCUGUGGAAAGAAGUAUUGGUCACGAUUGAGGGUCUUCUUGUGCCACCUCUUUCAGACAAGCCGUCGCACCAGCGGCCGCUGACACAGCAAGAAGUCGAUAUUGUAUCCAAGUGGCUCGAAUUGCUGUUGGUUUUCUUCCAGGUUCCGGACGAAGUGACUGGGGAGUCCAACGGAGUCUCGCUGGAUAUCCUAAAGUCGCCCAAAUACCACGAGAUCCAGUCUCUCAACUUCUUCUAUUUUGAGCCGACGGACACACUGGUACGCACGAGCGAGCGCAUGGCAUCAGCAACAGCAGCAAGACAGCAGGCCAACAAGGGCAGGCCAUCUGCAUCGACAGGCUCCAGCCACCUGGGCGGGUCUGGCAUGCUGGGCGUCCCCGUGAAACGAGCCAAGAGCGUGAUGUUUGUCCGCAACGUCGGCACAAUGCGUAAAGCAAAGGCAGAAAAAUGGCGUGAGGCGCAAGCAGACCCCAACGAUGACAUGAUUCUGCGCAUCCUCCGCAUGCGCCCAGAAGCAGCAGGUUAUCUGCGCGACCGCAGCCGCCAGAAGGAGCGGUUGGCGGCGGCGGCAGCGGCCGAUGCCAUUGUCAAGCAGAGUUUGAUGGCGAGCAGUGGGAGUAGCAGAAUGACGGGGACGCUGGGACGACGGUAG